UCUCGAAAAUAACAGAACGUUUGUGUACGAUUAACCAACCAUUGCGUCGUCAGAAGGUCAUUGAAUAGAAAAAGUCACAAUCGUAUCUCCUGGGCCAUCGCCCUCCUCUCUUUGGCUGCUUGGCACCUGUUUGUAUCAGUACCACGUCUUCAGACCACACCUCAGAAGACCGUCUUGCACAACAUCGUCUUAAAGUUCCCAUCUCAGCGCUCCACGAGCCUUAAGAUACAAUCAAGAGUGUUCUCCAAGAGUGUUCUCCAAGCAUUGCUUUGUGUGUCAGCUUUCUAAAGUGAACCAGUGAAAACGCUUUAAGGAAGUAUUUGUGUCCACUACCAACAUGCCCACCGCGUCGAGUAACGCCAUCCUUACGAAGAAGCUGGGCCGGAGCGGGCCCAAAGACCCCGAGGCCGGGCACAGUCGGGACUCCGCCCGAGGAGACGGCGAUGACAUGUACGGUGGGCGGGGAGGACGCGGGGACGGACAUGGAGGGGACGGGUAUGACGGAGAUCGAGACGGAAAAGGUCGUUGGGCUAAGGGCAGGGGCAAAGGGCGCGGGAAGAACUCUGGUUGGUGGGUGAGCUCGAGCCGGAGCUCGGGGACCAGCCGCUGCCACAGCACGUUCUGCCCCUGCAGUCCCCGCUCGCUCAUCUGGUUCUUCAUCGGGCUGCUGCUCGGCCUGCUCAUCAUGGGCCUCAUCCUGGGGCUCUGCAUAGCGCUGGGCGCUUUCGACUUUGUAGAAGAGGUAGAAGUCGUCUGUAUCCCCAACAGCACCACCAUCGACUACACCACGCUCGGCACUCCCGUCACUACGGUCUAACCAAAGUAGAGGGUAAAGCCUGCCUGAGACGAAAAAUGAAAAAUCGAAAGGCACCUACCACAUGCAGAUCUGUUAGCCAAACACCACGACCAAAUACAAGUACAUCACCCUCAGCACUCCCCCUAGAAACGUUUUUCAGACGAUAGUUCACCCCCCCCCCCCGAGGCAAAUUGACAUGAAGAAUGCUUAGAUAUGAACAAUUUGUCGAUUUAUUCUCUACUGGUUCAUAUUAAUCGCAGGAUCCGGAGGUAUUUUGUACAAAGACCUUAGAGGUCACUAACAUUUAGAAUAUGUAAAGGUGUUUCUUGAUUGUAUCAGGGAGUUUGAUUUCUAUGUCGGUCCUUUGUAGGUUUCCUCAAAGUAUAGGAUCCAGAAUGUAGACUAACGUUAACGUAGCUAACGCAAAUGUUAGUCAUGUUCUAUAACUUUGCACCUUUAAUUUGAUAACACGUAUGAAUACAAGGAGAAAUAUCAAUAGCUGAAAGGUUGUGUUCCUUUUGCUGUACAUACGGAAAUCACGCCAAAUUGAGUUUUUGUAACACUUCGGCAUUUAUAUGUUUGCUAUGUUACCUAGUGCGCUGCUUGCAAAUGCUUUUGUUGCCCUGCUAUAAAGGAAUUGAGUUUUUUUUUAUGCUGAUAUGUCAGUCUAUUCCCUUGAAAUUGCUCCUUGUAAAAAAGCGUAUAACGUAUUUUACAUGUCUUUGUGUGUGAAGUGCUUUGCACAUGCCGUAUAAUUUUGCAGAUGUGCCACUUUAUGUCGUUUCUUUGAGUUUAAAAGGUUUGAAUAUUAACACACUUCUACCUUGCUGAGUUACAUUUAUACCUGACAGUAUAGAACUAGACUUAUCACAAGUGAGUGCGUCGAAAAAGAAGGUACCAACUGCGCUUUGCAAGUUUACUGUAUUAAAACAGUAGACGCUUAUAACGAAAUUACAGAAUCAUGAUGUAAAAAAAAAAAGAAGAAUAAAAUCAAUGUCUUGCUUUUUGCCCUGAUAUGUGACGUGGCCGAUACAGAAUAAACAGUUUUUGUUUUAAAAAA
Branchiostoma floridae (Florida lancelet) is the source of this 1856-nucleotide messenger RNA. RefSeq names its product translation initiation factor IF-2-like. The transcript is spliced from 4 exons. The coding region runs from base 338 to 817 and encodes 159 amino acids. Lineage: Eukaryota; Metazoa; Chordata; Leptocardii; Amphioxiformes; Branchiostomatidae. The record is from RefSeq and is a predicted model, not a curated record.